AUGUCCAUUACAGACUUCAUCAUAAAUGAUGAAAAAACACCCUUAGUCUUACAUGGUGGCCCUGAGCAGUGGAAGACAGUGGGCCAUUAUGGAUGUUUUCGAGUUGGAAUCUGCUUGCUUCUGGUGGAGCUGUGUGAGAGGUUCACUUUCUUCGAAGUCGUCUGCAACAUGAUCCCCUUUUGCACAGGGAGGCUUGGCUCCUACAACCACCAGGCAGCCAUGCUCAACUUGGGCUUUAUUGGAGCCUCAGUCCUUACCCCUGUGUUCAUGGGAUGGCUUGCGGAUGAGUACUUCGGAAAGAACAAACUGAUGUACCUAGCCUUAUCUCUACAUUUCCUAGGCACUGCCUUGUUAUCCAUGCUGGCUUUUCCAGCGGAGAAUUUCUACAGAGGCGCUUAUCCUGGGUUUAACAACACGUCUGUGGAGGUGCAGGCUGGGUUGUUUCAUGUAGCACUGCUGACUCUCUGCCUGGGCACAGGAGGAAUAAGGGCUGUCGUCUGUCCACCAGAUAUGUGUGGCAGUCAGGAACGGGAAUCAAAGAAGCCAAUGCCAUUUUGUAACUGGGCCUCCUGGUCCGCAAACCUGAAUGCAGCUGUUGUCUUUCUGGGAAUCUCAAGCAUCCAGCCCUUGGGAUCCUGGGCCCUUGGCAUCCUGCUUCCUUCUCUGUCCGUGUUCACCGCCCUGGUGACUCUUUACAUGAAGAACGGCGACCUGAUCUAUCAGCCAGAGAACCGUUGCUCCCUCCUGACUAUCUCCAGGGCGUUUGUUAGGGCCCUGAAAACACGCUGCCUGCCAAUCUGCCACUUUGGGCGAGAUGGAUCAAGUUGGUUAGACCAUGCCAUGGAAAAACAAGGUGGAUACCACAGUGAACUCCAAGAGGAAGAUACAGGAAACGUCUUCUCUGCCCUUUUGCCUCUCUUCAGCUUCCAGCUCCUGUACAGAACGUGCCUCAUGCAGAUUCCUUCAGGAUAUUAUCUUCAGACCAUGAAUUCCAACCGGAACUGGGGUGGAUUUUCUCUGCCGAUUGCGCUAAUGAACGCCAUCAGCCUUCUGCCGUUAUUAAUUCUGCCUCCCUUUAUGGAUUACUUCAGCAACUGUCUACUUCCCUCUAAGAGAGAUGGACCAUUCCUGUCAGCGUGCAUGAUUGCUGGUAACAUUUGUGCAGCCUCCUCUGUGGCAAUGGCUGGCUUCCUAGAAAUAUACAGAAAACUUGCCCAGGAGCAGUCUCCUUCAGGCAAACUUUUCUCUGUUUCCUCCAUGGCCUGUGUCUAUCUGGUUCCACAGUAUGUGCUGCUUGGAGUGUCUGAAGUCCUGGUAAACCCUGCUGUGUCCAUGGUAACCCACAGAGUCGUCCCAAGCACCUUCAGAGGAGCUUCCACGACUUUUUUGACACUGUUCCAUGGAUCUGCCUGUUUCGCAGGGGCAAUGCUGAUUGAGUUGGUUUAUCUCAUCUCAGAAGGCCAUUGGUUUCCAAACACCUUAGACAAAGGCAACCUAGAGAGCUUCUUCUUCGUGCUGGCAUCCUUGAUGCUGCUGAACAUCCUGGGACUCUGGAGGGCUUCAUCGAGAUAUUGUAAUCUAAAUCAUUUUAAUGCCCAGCGCAUCCGUGGAAAUAAUUGUGAAGAAACCCUUCUCCUCACUGAGAAGUCUCUGAAGUUUUAUGGCAGUACACAGGAAGCGUCUUCAAGUAUUGAUCUUUGGGAGACAGCCCUCUGAAACUGGAUUUGAUUCUCUGGUGAGACCCGUUAUCCACUAUUUUCUUCUUCAAUCGAAUACUUCAUACGUUUCACUGGGAAAGUCAACAUAAAAAAGAGUGUACUUUAUUUACAAUGAAUAAUUAUGAUCCUUCCAAUAAACUAUUAUGACUUCUAAUGUUAUAUUAUGCUCUUGAACUAAUAAAGUGAUUUUAAAGUCUUGGUGAUUACUCUGUGACCAGAAACAAUUAUUUUCCAUGUUAGUGUGUCAAUCAUAUUGUAUAAUCAUUACAGUGGUUCAGCAGUUGAAGGUGGUAUGAAAGAUUUAUUUAUAAUUUUAAUGUCAUUAGAAGCUAAGAAACAAUAUGCUUCUACUUCUUCUUUCUGUAUAUUCACCAAGGCUUUAUUGCACUCUUGGUAUUAUAAACCAUAAGUAAUAUAAUGUUUAGAUAAUAAAUGUGUAUAGAAUUCUGCUAUAUUUGACCUUGGCAUUCUACUAAAAUAUAUCUUGAUUAAGAGACUUUCUUUGGAAUUUAAAAGCAAUGUUACUAAAAUAUAGGUAGUUUGGUUUGGUUUUAUUUGGUCUUAUUAGGCUUGGGACAAGAUAUAGCCCAGGCUGCCCUCAAACUUAACUAUGUAGCAGAGGAUGAUCAAAGAACUGGAAUUACAGGCCGAUGCCUCUAGGCCAUACAAUUAUUAUUAUUAUUAUUAUUAUUAUUGAAUAAAGUUAAUGUCCUGUCUGUCCCUUUAUC
Messenger RNA from Mus caroli (Ryukyu mouse), 2446 nucleotides. It is a transcript of the gene Slc15a5, whose product is annotated as solute carrier family 15 member 5. Gene Ontology annotation, biological process: transmembrane transport. Lineage: Eukaryota; Metazoa; Chordata; Mammalia; Rodentia; Muridae. The record is from RefSeq and is a predicted model, not a curated record. Gene Ontology annotation, molecular function: transmembrane transporter activity. Gene Ontology annotation, cellular component: membrane.